Messenger RNA from Toxorhynchites rutilus septentrionalis, 2638 nucleotides. RefSeq names its product NECAP-like protein CG9132. NCBI's taxonomy places the organism in Eukaryota, Metazoa, Arthropoda, Insecta, Diptera, Culicidae. The record is from RefSeq and is a predicted model, not a curated record. Gene Ontology annotation, biological process: endocytosis. Gene Ontology annotation, cellular component: membrane; clathrin vesicle coat. The transcript has 4 exons. The coding region runs from base 401 to 1126 and encodes 241 amino acids.
AUUGCUUACGUCACUGCCCGUCAAAUAUCUUCAUGAUACAACAAAAGAAGAAAGUUUUUGCAGCAGUUGCAGCAAAAAUAGCGAUAGUGUUUUCUUCAAUUUCUACAACAGUUGGUCGAUUUCAAUCCUGGAAAUCGAAAAAUUAUAAAAGAUUCUAACUGUGGGAUCUGUGCGGCAACAAAACUGUGCAUCACAGCGAGAGCGGCUUUCGAUUAACGCGAACGAAAUUUUGUUUUGGGAGGCGUAUUCUGUACGUGGUGCAGUUCGAUUUUUCAUCAUCCACUUCUAUCGUGCACCAGCAAUUGUGUUUUAUUUUCGAACCAACGGCAGAAGACCGAUAGUGCGAUAAGAGAUUCAUUUCGAUAACAGCAAAAGCAGAGUGCAGCCACAACACAACACGAUGGAGUACGAAAGCGUUGUGCUGGUCAAACACGAAGUAUUUGUGUACAAAAUUCCACCCCGACAAAGCAAUCGUGGCUACCGUGCGGCCGACUGGAAUCUGGCCGAGCCCACAUGGACUGGAAGACUGCGUAUGGUUUCCAAAGGAAAGACGUUGGCCGUCAAGCUGGAAGAUAAAAACUCGGGCGCAUUGUUCGCCAACUGUCCGAUCGAAUCGUACCCCGGGCUGGCUAUUGAGUCUGUUUCCGACAGCUCGCGAUAUUUCGUCCUCCGAAUACAGGACGAUAACGGUAGGAACGCAUUUAUCGGACUGGGCUUUGGGGACCGAUCCGAUUCCUUCGAUAUGAACGUGGCCCUGCAGGAUCACUUCAAAUGGGUUAAGAACGAGGAACAAAUCGAGAAGGAAAAGGUGGAACCCAAGCAACAGUUGGACCUGGGAUUUAAAGAGGGCGAAACUAUCAAAAUAAAUAUGAAAAUAACGAAGAAAGACGGAUCGGAAGCAGGUGCUAGAUCUGCUGCAGGUAAGAAAAGCGGUGGAUUGGGACUGCUUCCUCCACCGCCCGGUGGUAAUAAGAUUGCACCGCCGACGACUUUGUCGCCAUCUCAUCAACCUACGGCUGGUUCCGCGGGACAGACAGAGUGGGGCGAAUUUACCUCCGCGGGAGCAAAGCCACAAGCUGCAGCAACGACGCCGAGCAAAACGAACGCUAACUGGGUGCAAUUCUAAGCAGUAGAGAGGUAGAUCAUUGCCUCUCCUCUCCACACACGAAUCUAGCAGAAGUUGUUGAUGAAAGUGGGAUUCCACAUAAUUUGCCCGCACUACACUACAAUGUAGUAGAUCAGAAGAAAAAAACAACAACACUAAACUAAUCCCACAUAUUUCGUUUGAACUUAGAAGGAAGUAUCAUUAUUGAGGGGCAAGUCUACUAGUGUGUGCAGUUUCUGUCUGUUCUCUUGGUUAGAGAGAAUCUGUAAUUGUCAGUCGUAGAUUGACGUAUUAACGAAGCGAAGGGUAGAGAGUAGAAAUAGUAAAUCCAACAAUACAAUCUGAUACCUAAAUCUGUGUAUAUUCAUAUACAACCGGUAAGCAACUUAAAACAAUAUAAAGAAAGGAACACCCCAAUAUUAAAUUUUCCAUUGUUUGGGGUUUGACCACGCUUACUUUUUCCUAAACCAAUCUGAAGUUGUAGACGGAAGGAGACCAGGUUUGCUUUUGUUUCGUAAUCAAAACGCUUAGAAAAACACACAUAUACACACAGCGAGCGAAAAUGUUUCAAAGUUGGUUCAAUGGUACAGCCUGUUAGAUAUUCUAGUAGAAUAGAUGUAUAACGGGAAAGGACAAGUGUUUUUAUUUUACAUUUCAGAAAACGAGACGUAUGUCACACGGCACACGAAAAAUGUAGAGCGAAAUCACUCGUAAUGACUCGUUAUAUUGGAUAUUAUCAUGUUAUGGAAACUGUUAUCGCUAUAAAUGUUCGGAUACUCCACUUACUUUUCGCAUUCGUUUGGAUUGUUUGCCACCACAAAACAAAAACUAACAAAAAAAAAACAGUGGCGAUGGUUUCUUCUUGGACACAUGGUAAACUGAACAUUAACCCCCUAUAAUCUGAUAAACUACACUAGAGAAACAUGAGAAAAGACCAUUAUGUCCAAGCGAUACCUAACGUAUAUCAUAUACACACACAAACAUACAUACAUGUAGUAGACAUCAAAACAAACAAACCAAUAGUCAUAGAAGCCGCUUUCGAGGAUAGGGAGAAGAAUCUUAUAUAUCCUGAGUAUAGGAAGAACAGUAAUAGUAGAACUAAACAAAGUAAAUCGUAUAUUCCUGACGCUGACAGACUGCGGCUUUUUGCUGGGGAAGGCUGCGUCCAAGCUCAAAACUGAACACUAUAAAGCUGACAAGUGAUUUGUUUUGUUUUUAACACGGUACACGGUACUUGUAUAUUCGAUUACGCAAGGGAGUACAACAAUCGCCUUGAGAGAUUGCCGCUUUUAUUACAUUUGUUGUGGAAGAAGAGAACAUAUGUAUUUUAGUUUUUCCUUGAACAAUAUUAUUUUCCACAUUGAUUGUUUUUGCGACUAACGAUCGGGCGAACUACUGUUAGUGAUUGAUAACUUUUGGUUUGAUUAUAUUUUUUUUAUGUACAUGUAAAUUUAUUAUGAAGGAUCGAGAGGAAAUAAUUAUAUAACAUUGUAAGGUAUAUACUAGAAAAUAUCAAUAAAUUGUCACGAAUUA